This is a messenger RNA of Trichechus manatus latirostris (Florida manatee), 8244 nucleotides long. RefSeq names its product GRIP and coiled-coil domain containing 2 (gene GCC2). Gene Ontology annotation, cellular component: Golgi apparatus. Gene Ontology annotation, biological process: late endosome to Golgi transport. The record is from RefSeq and is a predicted model, not a curated record. Bases 714 to 5477 code for a protein of 1587 amino acids. The transcript has 18 exons. NCBI's taxonomy places the organism in Eukaryota, Metazoa, Chordata, Mammalia, Sirenia, Trichechidae.
AGUUCUACUGUGUCCUGUGUAGGGUCGCUAUGAGUUGGAAUCGACUCGAUGGCAAUGGGUUUUUUGAUUUAGUAUAUGAAUAGUAUAGUCAUAAAUUUUAGAGAUAAGACUUUGAAAAGCAUCUACUCCAGUUUUAACAUAAAUGGGGAAACUCAGAAACUGAAAUUUUAAAAGAAAAAUAACUGAAAUCAUCUAACUGCGUAGAGACAGAACUAACAUUUACUUAUUGUAUUGUUAGUCUUUCUUAUAGCUGUAACAUCACUCUUUAAUAAAAAAUGAAAAAAGUACUGAUUUUAUGAAAAAGUACACAUUUAUAUGAAUUAAUUUCACACAUAUUCUAAAUACCGUUAUAUGUUCGAUUGAAGGAUAGUCCUUAAAUCAUUUUUCCAUUUUCUCAGUAUGGUUUCGCUUAUUAGGUCCAGGCUAAAUUUUCUCCAAAAAACCUCUUUGUAAUCAAUUCAGGAGUUGUUAGUUAAAGCCUUGUGACUUAAGUAACAUCGGAGAUUUCCCAGCUUUUAGUUAUGACUUUGGGCAACAGGUUUUAGUGCUGCUGGUAUCUUUUGUCAUGCUUAUGAUAGGAAAGGGUGAAGUAGAAUUCUUGGAAUCUCACCAUCGUGCUUCUCUGUGUUCAUUUCUGCUCGUUUCUUUUCUCUCUAGUUAGCCUGUGGCUAAUAUUUUCUGGUGGCAGAGAUUUCUUUUAUCUUAUUUAAAUAAUGUAUGUAUGCUUAUUUUUAAAGGAUUUUGUAACUAAGGUGGAAGAUCUGCACAAGGAGUUUGAACAAUCACAUAGAAACUACGUGAAAGAAAUUGAAAGUUUGAAAAAUGAAUUGAUAGCAGUACAUUCUCAGCACAGUGAAGAUAAAGAGAGCUUGCAAAAGGAGCUGGAAGAAGCAGUGAAGAAACAAUUAGAGCUUUCAGAACAACUUAAAUUUCGGAAUGACUCUGAAAAUAAUGUUAGAAAACUGCAAGAUGAGAUUCAGAAAAUCCGGCCAGCCUAUGAGGAGCAAAUUUUAUAUCUGCAAAAGCAAUUAGAAGCUACCACUAAUGAAAAGAAGCAAGAAAUUAAUAAUCUCCACAAAGUCAUUGAGGCUAAUUCUCAGGAUCACCAAAGAGAUAUUAAUAGUUUACAAGAAGAACUUUUGCACUUGAAAGCUAUGCACGAGGAAGAGGUAAAGGACUUGAUGUGCCGAAUUGAAACCUCUGCUAAAGAACAUGAAGCAGAAGUAAAUAUGUUGAAUCAGCUAAAGGAGAACUUAGUAAAACAGUGUGAGGCGAAGGAGAAGAACAUUCAGGAGAAAUAUCAAUGUGAAUUAGAAAACUUGAGGAAAGCCUCAAGUGCAAACCAAGAAAAACAGAUAUGUUCUGUACUCUUACAAGAAGAUGUUGUUGUAGAACAAGCGGCGAAUGAAAAAGUCAGACACUUAGAAGAUACCUUAAAAGAACUAGAAUCACAACAUAGUAUCUUGAAAGAUGAGGUAACUUACAUGAAUAAUCUUAAAUUAAAACUGGAAAUGGAUGCCCAGCAUAUAAAGGAUGAGUUUUUCCAUGAGCGGGAAGACUUAGAAUUUAAAAUUAAUGAACUAUUACUAGCUAAAGAAGAACAGGGCUGGCUAAUUGAAAAAUUAAAAUCUGAGCUAGAAGAUGCAAAUAAAAAAUUUUGCUGUAUUGUAGAACAACAUAAUAAAGAAAUACAAAGUCUUAAGGAACAACAUCAAAAAGAAAUAGCAGAACUAAAUGAGACAUUUUUGUCAGGUUCAGAAAAAGAAAAAUUAACAUUAAUGUUUGAAAUACAGGGUCUUAAGGAACUAUGCGAAAAUCUACAGCAAGAAAAGCAAGAUGCAAUCUUAAAUUAUGAGAGUUUGCGAGAGAUUAUGGAAAUCUUACAAACAGAACUAGGGGAGUCUGCUGGCAAAAUAAGUCAAGAGUUUGAAUCACUGAAGCAACAGCAAGCUUCUGAUGUUCAUGAACUGCAGCAGAAGCUCAGAACUGCUUUUAAUGAAAAAGAUGCUCUUCUUGAAACUGUGAAUUGUCUCCAGGGGGAAAAGAAAAAAUUAUUAUCUCAACAAGAAUUAGUACCAGAGCUUGAAAAUACCAUAAAAAGCCUUCAAGAAAAGAAUGAACAGUAUUUAAUUAGUCUCAGUCAGAGAGAUACCAUGUUACAAGAAUUGGAAGCAAAGAUCAGUUCUCUGACUGAGGAAAACGAUGGUUUCAUAAAUAAAAUGAAAAAUUCUCACGAAGAGAUGGAUACUCUCCAUAAAAAAUGUGAAAGGGAGGAAGGAUUGAUUACAGAACUUACGGAGAGAGUGGAGCAAACUACCCAGUACAACAGCGAACUAAAGCAAAAGGUAAAUGAAUUAACAGAAGAGCUAGAAAAGACUUUAAAACGAAAGGACCAAAAUGACCAAGAACUAGAAAAGCUUAUGGUACAAGUUAAAAUUCUCUGUCAGGACCAGGAAGCACUGUCAUCUAAAGUGAAGUUACUGUAUGAGGAAAAUAAUACACUGAGUUUAGAAAAGAGCCAGUUGAGUAGCGAUUUGGAAGCUCUUCUAUCUCAAAAAGAAGGGGAUGUUCGGCUUAAAGAACAGAUUACUGAGUUAGAGAAGAAAUUUCAGUUAACAGUUGAAGAGCGAGAUACUUGUAGUAGAUUGUUUGAAAAUGAGCAGCUUCAGAAGUUGUUUGUCAAAACCCAGUUGUACGGUUUUCUUGAACAGAUGGGGUUAAAAGUUUCAGAAGAUAACGAAGAGCAAGAUGUUGUAAAUAUCCUACAAGUUGUAGGUGAAUCCUUAGCAAAAAUGAAUGAGGAAAAACACAACUUAGUUUCUCAAUAUGAUGAAAGGGUAUUAGAGUUAGAAAAAGAGAUUAAGUGCGUUCAAGAAGAGCACAUAGUUCAGUGUGAGGAACUUAGGUCUUUACUAGAAGACUAUGAGCAAGAGAAAGUACUCCUAAAGAAAGAGUUAGAAGAAACCCUGUCAGAAAAAGAGGCCCUCCAGCUGGAUCUUCUAGAAAUGAAGAAUGCUAAUGAAAAAACAAGGCUUGAAAACCAGAAUCUUCUAAUUCAGAUUGAAGAAGUAUCUCAAAAAUUGUUAGAGAGCGAAAAUGAAAUUCAUAAUGAAAAAUUAUUUAUAAAGGAACAUGAAAACCUAAAAUCAUUACUAGAACAAAAAGAAUCUGAAUUGCAAGAUGUAAGAGCAGAGCUGGCCUUACUAAAGGAUUCCUUAGAGAAAUCGUCUUCUGUAAAAAAUGAUCAAACUUCCUCAGUGAAAGAGCUGGAAGAAAAAAUAGAAAAUCUGGAAAAAGAAUCCAGAGAAAAAGAGGAGAAAAUAAAUAAGGUAAAGCUAGUUGCUGUGAAGGCAAAGAAAGAAUUUGAUUCUAGCAGAAAAGAGGCCCAGACUUUAAGGGAAGAGCUUGAGUCCCUUCGAUCAGAAAAGGAUCAGUUGUCUGCUUCCAUGAGAGAUCUCAUUCAAGGAGCAGAAAGCUACAAGAAUCUUUUAUUAGAAUAUGAUAAGCAGUCAGAGCAAUUGGACGUGGAAAAAGAACGUGCCAGCAACUUUGAGCAUCAUAUAGAAGACCUUACAAAGCAAUUAAGGAAUUCAGUUGCUGAGCGUGAAAAAUUGAAUUCUGAUAAUGAAGAUCUUGUGGCUCGUAUUGAAACACUGCAGUCUAAUGUCAAGUUAUUAGAAGUACAGAUUUUAGAAGUCCAAAGAGCCAAAGCAAUAGCAGACAAAGAAUUAGAAGCUGAAAAACUUCAGAAAGAGCAGAAGAUGAAGGAACAUGCCAGUACUGUAAGUGAACUUGAAGAACUUCAGCUACAACUUCAAAAGGAAAAGAAACAGCUUCAGAAAACCAUGCAAGAAUUAGAGCUGGUUAGAAAGGAUGCCCAACAAAGCACACUGAUGAAUAUGGAAAUAGCUGAUUAUGAACGUUUGAUGAAAGAACUCAAUCAAAAGUUAACUAAUAAAAACAGCAAGAUUGAAGAUUUGGAGCAGGAAAUAAAAAUUCAGAAGCAGAAACAAGAAACCCUACAAGAAGAAAUGACUUCAUUACAGUCUUCAGUGCAACAAUAUGAAGAAAAAAACACCAAAAUCAAGCAAUUGCUUGUGAAAACCAAAAAAGAACUGGCAGAUUCAAAGCAAGCAGAAAGUGAUCACUUAAUACUUCAAGCAUCUUUAAAGGGUGAGCUGGAGGCAAGCCAGCAGCAAGUUGAAGUCUAUAAAAUUGAGCUGGCAGAAAUAACAUCUGAGAAACACAGAAUUCACGAGCACCUGAAGACGUCUGCAGAACAACACCAGCGCACACUGAGUGCCUACCAGCAAAAAAUCACAGCCUUGCAAGAAGAGUGUCACACCACUAAGGCAGAACAAGCGGCUGUAACUUCUGAAUUUGAAAGCUACAAGGUCCGAGUUCAUAACGUUCUAAGACAACAGAAAAAUAAAUCCAUGUCUCAGGCUGAAACCGACGGAGCAAAACAGGAAAGGGAACACCUGGAAAUGCUGAUUGACCAGCUAAAAAUCAAAUUACAAGACACUCAGAGUAAUUUACAGAUGACUAUAUCUGAACUUCAGACCUUGCAGUCUGAACACGACACUCUGCUGGAAAGGCACAACAAGAUGCUGCAGGAAACUGUGUCCAAAGAGGCCGAACUCCGGGAAAAGUUGUGUUCAGUACAAUCAGAGAACAUGGCAAUGAAGUCUGAACAUGUGCAGACUGUGAGUCAGCUAACAUCCCAGAACGAGGUCCUUCGCAACAGUUUCCAUGAUCAAGUGCGACAUUUGCAGGAAGAGCACAGAAAGACGAUGGAGACUUUACAGCAGCAGCUUUCCAAGGUGGAAGCUCAGCUGUUCCAGCUGAAGAGUGAACCUGCCACAAGAAGUCCAGCCUCUUCCCACCAACCUUUGAAGAACCUUCGAGAAAGGAGAAACACAGACCUUCCCCCUCUGGACAUGCAUACCAUAACCAGGGAGGAAGGAGAAGGGAUGGAGACAACUGAUGCUGAGUCUGUGUCUUCCACCAGCACCCACACACUGUCUUUAGAGCAGCUUCUUAAUUCUCCUGAAACUCACCUUGAGCCUCCUUUAUGGCAUGCUGAAUUUACCAAAGAAGAGUUGGUUCAGAAACUCCAUUCCACCACAAAAAGUGCCGAUCACUUAAAUGGCCUGCUUCGGGAAACAGAAGCAACUAAUGCCAUCCUUAUGGAGCAAAUUAAGCUUCUCAAAAGUGAAAUAAGAAGAUUGGAAAGAAAUCAAGAACGAGAGAAAUCUGUCGCUAACCUGGAAUACUUGAAGAAUGUCUUGCUACAGUUUAUCUUCCUUAAACCAGGUAGUGAGAGAGAGAGGCUUCUUCCUGUUAUAGAUACGAUGUUGCAGCUCAGCCCGGAAGAAAAGGGAAAACUGACUGUAAUUGCUCAAGGUGAGGAAGAAAAUGCUUCCCGUUCCUCAGGAUGGGCAUCCUAUCUGCAUAGUUGGUCUGGACUUCGAUAGAUUGAUGGAAAGAAAAUGGUUUAUUUAUUAACCAAAUAGAAUUCAUUUGGCAAAAAAUGAGUCAAGUAUAUUGCUGUCAUCAUUUUUGUCAAAAAGUGUGUGUAUAUAUUUGUAUUUGCAUAUAUUUGUACAUAUAUAGGACAGCUGUAUUAAAAAGUCUCAGCUUGAAGUACAGUUUGGAGUGUUGAUACCAGUCCACAGUCCUUUCAUUCGACACCCCAGAGACCAUCAUUUCUGUGAUCUUCCCUGCACGUUGCCAGAAUUAAAAUGAAGAAUGAAUUCACUCCCCCCUUCUCUGGAACCUCAGGACCUGUCUAUUUCAUAGCAAUACUGUGAAUUUUGAAGUUAAACUAAAUUUCAAUAGCAUAACACCUGGAAUUUAUGCUUUUAAAGUAACAUUACAAGACUAUUAUUGCAAAAUCAGAUUGUUAAUCAGUUGUAAAUUGUUAGAUAAAAUUUGCUGAUUAGAGUAUGAAGGAAGAUGCUUUAUUGGUAAAUUGAUCAUUUUGUUUAUUAAGGGACUAUAACGUAAAUAUGCUACAGUUAAUUAUGAGGCUAAAUUAAAACAAUUUUAUUUAGUUAGCUUUAAAAUGUACUUUAAAAAAUAUAUAAAUUGUUCUCUCUUUCUCAAAAGUCAAGACUCAUGUUGUCAGAAGUCCUAGGAUUGGCUGGUCUAACACCAAUCAGAUGGGACCACUGCAUUACCUUGAGGGGGAUUUCAUGGUGUCUUUCUAGUCUCUUGCUCUGGUAACACUACUUCCAAGCCAUGAGUCUGUUUUGGAAAUUUUUUUCAUCCCCCAAAUAAAAGUCUUCCGGAACAGUGACUAUGUUACUCAGCAUUGUAUCCAAAUGUGAAAAACUGGCACUUCUUGUGUUUAACAGAUAGUGGUGUUCCAUAAGCUUUCCAUCAUUGGAUUUCAGAAAGACAGCUUAAGUCAGGCUGUGUUCUCACAGUUCUUGGGAAUAACAAUAAAUAGUGGUAUUAUUUGCCUUUGCUGCCUCUGAAUAUAUUUUAUUGACUAGAUCAAAAUUGUGCUCUUAAAUCAUAAAUUUGAGAAUUAUAUUUUAAUAUUUGUUUCAUACUAAGGCACUGGACAGUAUGCUCUAUGAAGUCCCCUGAAGCCUUCCAAUUUAUACUCUCAUUUUUCAUUCUCAGCUGGAGAACUAACUUUGCACUUUGGUUACUCAGAACAUUGGUUUCCAAUUUAGUUUUAACUAAAAUCUGCUGCUGACAUGUUGAGUUUGUUCUUCAAAAAAACAUCUCCUACAAAAUGUCUUUCCUCUCAUUGUAGAAGAACAAACCUACCUAGUGAAUGUUUCACUGAAAAUGUAUGUUUCAAAGCUGACAUUAAAGUUUAGUUUUUCUUCCUUUAUAAACUGUGAAUAUGAGUAUGCCUGCAGCAUACAAUGUAACUUUAAUAGUAUUUAAAUAAAUUUCACUUUCUCUGAGUCUAGGCUUUUUGAAGUCCAUAGAAACUUGUUUUGAAAUAUAGUCUGUACUUACAAAUGUAUAAUAAAAAUACCUUUUGCAUGAUAAAAAAAAGUUAAUUACAAAAAGCGUAUUCUUUCAUGGUUUCAGCAAUGAGAGGAAAUGUAAUGAUUAUUUUAAUAUUACUAUUAAAUAUGUUUCACUGUAUAUUAUAUUUUUAUGACUACUCUUUUUUGUUGAUAGAUACUAUCUCUGUGGAGUUUUAAAACAAUUUGUGGAUUGGAAUUGCAAAUUCCUUUACUACUAUCCUUAUAUAUUUGGGAUCUAGAAUAUUAGAUGCUUGACAGAACGUAGAGGGCUACUUUGGUAUGUCAUAGUUAAACCAUGACGCCUGCCAUGUCUGACAUCCUCCUUCCAGAUGAAACCAGAAGCAACACUAGACCUUUCUUUGGACCAAGGUAGACAUUGGUUCAACCAGAGAUGGGUACCUGGCUAAGACUACCAGCCUAAUGGUGCCAUUACAUGAAGGACUCUCUUCAGUUAGAGGUAAAGGUUAUUACCUUUGUUGGGAAUUUGGCUGGAAAAUGGGGAGAGGCAAAGAAGAGAGAGAAGCAGAGAUGCCAUGAGAAAGAGAAAGCAAACACACUGAGAAAGGAAUCGCAAGGGCAGCAGGCCUAGAGUGUCUUCUGGUCCAAAGCAGCUCUCCAGCCCUGGGUCCAUGCUGUUGGGAUGCUUGCAUAAACUCCUCCUUGGAGUCGUAAGAGCUGAAUUCGUACAGUCCCUUAUGACAGGGCACUGAUGUGUGAUCUCAAGUUCUUGGCUUCCUCUGAUUUCAGGUAUCUGUUGUACACAGUGAGCUUUGCUUUUGCUCCAAGUACUAUAAGAUGUAUUGAGAAUUACAUCUUCUAAACAAGCUGGCAGAACUGUAAGUGAACUAGCAAAGCUAAGGCUUGCUAAAGGCACAUAAUACUUUGUGUUCUCUUUAAACUUCAUUUUAGCUGAUGAUGUAGCUGGAGAUAUAUUGACUGAAGGUUCCUAUAAGGACACAUUUUAGUAUCUGGUGACUGACAAGGCACCCAAAAAGUGCUUGGGUCAUAUGAUGUAGUGGUCUCAUCUUUGUCUAUUUUAACUUGGUAUCAGAAAAUCAGCUAUUGCAUCAAAAAUUAAUAAACACCAAGAAAACAGAGCCUAAUACAACCUGGCAGGUAUCUGUGAGCUAAUUCUUAUCCAUGGGUAUUAAUGAACAUUUGGUUAUUUGUAUAGAAGUUAUAUUUAAAAGGAAACUAUUUUUCAUGUGCAUUCAAAAGGUGGUUACAUGAAAAAAUCAAGCUGUGACCU